CCUCCCUCCAUCUCUCCUCCCUCCCAGGACCACCCCUGCCCUCAGCCACAGUACCCUGGCAGCCUACUCUCUAUCUCCAGCAGCAGGAAGGCAGAGCUGCAGUUAGUGGUGUUUGACCAGCAGGGGGUGCAGUUUGACAACUUCAGCUCCUGCUCACUGGAGUGGAUCUCCUCCAACCCCUCCCUGAUGUCCCUGUCCUCACACACAACCAGCGGUCUCCAGGGGCUCAUCCCUCAUGGACACACGGGGACAGCGACCGUAGCAGUGUCCCUCACACCUGCUCAGGAGAUGUGGCCUUCUCCUCUGGUGUGUUCGGUGCGUCUCAGACUGGUGGAGGACCUGAGGUGGAGCAGAAGAGCUGUGACCUUGUACAACCAUCCUGAUGUCACCGAGAAUCUGACAGUGGUUCAGGGUUCAGGAUACUUCCUGGUUCGACUGCAGGACAGAAAGCUGGCAAACAUCACCUACCUGGAGCACAGCAACAUCAUACAGGUCUCUCCUCUUCAACCUGGCCUCUCCUCCCUCCUGGCCUACGACCUCUGUGUGACCUCACCUGACCCCGCCCUGACCUCCCUCACAGUCUCUGACAUCACAGACUUCCAGAUCCACUUUGUUGACAUUGUGGAGAUAGGGCACAGUGCCCUGGUACGAGUGCGUGUUCUAGACUCUAACCAACAGCCCUUCCUGUAUCGCUACCUUCCCAUGAUGCACCUCAGACUAACUCCUUCCUCCCCUAUCGUCACAGUGGAACCUGCAGGUGCGCUGGACAGUGUGUCUGUGGGGUUCCGUGUCCUGGGCGUGGCAGUGGGCGUGGCCAGCCUGCACCUGUCUGCAGUAGACAGCGGUGGGCGUGUCCGUACGUCGUCACACAGACAGCUGCAGGUGUACCCCCCCUUCACCCUGCAGCCCCGCAGCCUGGCCCUGGGGACGGGCAGCGUGCGGCAGGUGAAGUGGGAGGGGGGCCCUCAUCCCCAGUCCAGUGUGGGGUUUUCUGUGAGUGACAGCCGCAUCGCCAUGGUGACAGAUACGGGAUUGGUGCGUGGACUGGCAGUGGGUGUGGUCAAGCUCAGAGGGGCGUUACAGACUGUCACUCAAGACACAGGAGCAUUGCUGACCUUCGCACAGGAUGAGGUGGAGGUGGAGGUGUUUAACCUCACAGGGGUCAGGAUCCAGGCGCCUCUCGUCAGACUGUCUGUAGGAACGGAGAUCCCAGUGUAUGUGAUGGGCAGUGACAGCAGUCAGACCCCGUUGGCUCUGGGAAGUGGACUGCUGUUCCACUGGAGCCUGGGGAAACUGGGAGUACUGGAGAUACAAGCUAGACACACACAGGCAGGUGUGACGGUGUCCGCUGCUCAUGGUUUCUCUGUGUUGGUGAGGGCGUGUGCAGCAGGCAGAACCAACCUGAGAGUGACAGUUCAACUGGCCAAUCACACCACAGACAGCCCCCAGCAGCUGACAGAUGAGAUACAUAUACUGGUGUUCCAGGAGAUGCAGCUAGCAGUUGGCACCUCCAGAUCAAUCCUCAUGUCCCCUAACUCUCACUACGCUUUACAAAGCAACAAAGACACCAUCUGCCCUGUACGCUACGCCCUGUGUCAGUGUGUGAAAGGGGAGGGGCUUGUUACCGUGGACGACCAAGGUGUUCUCAGGGCGGGGCCGGACACAGGAGCGGCCCUGUUGGAGGUUGUUGCUAUGGAGACGUGUGGCCUCAACCAGACCAUGUUCAUCAGUGUCCGGGUGUCUCCAGUGUGGUUCAUACGUCUCUUAACAGAAUCCUCCCUGUAUGGUGUGGGCGGGGCCAGUGGUGUGGGUGGGGCCAGCGGUGUGGGCGGGGCCAGCGUUGUGGGCGGGGCCAGCUUUCCUGCCUUCCCCCUGGGGUGGAGCUUCACUGUCAGGGCCCAGUGCUACGACCACCUGGGACAGCUGUUCCACGCACACAACACACACACACACCUCCUCACCAGCAGGGACGACCUGCUCCAGGUGACUCCAGGCUGUGACAGUCACUCGUUUGUGGUUCAGACGGUGUCGGAGGGUGUGACAGUGUUGGGGGUGAGGGGGGACUCCACCAACCCCUCCCUCAGUGACUACACCCCCCUGCCCGUGCUCCUGACCAUUUCUGCCCCCCCGCACACCCUCACACCUGGAGACACACUCUGCUUCAACACCGCCCUCACAGGAAAGCACGGCCAGCCUGGUCAGUGGUACGUGUCGUCUGAUCAGGUGCUGCAGAUAGACCCAGGAACAGGGGCUGCGCUGGCAAAGCAUUCUGGAACAGUGGUUGUGUUCUACAAAGUGGAGGGAGGACAGAAGGCCUUAAGAGAGGUGACAGUGGAGUCCCCUGCCGUCCCCUCCCUCUCUCCUCCUGAGGAUCGCUUCCUGACCAACUGGCCAGAGGCUCCAGAGUACAGGGUCUCCGUGGACCUGCACACCAGCCCAGCCAACACUGCCCAGUGCACUCUGUCCCAGAGAGAGGCCAUUGAGAAGAGCCUUCAUCCAGAGGAGGAGUUACAGUGUGUUCUGCACUUCAUCGCCCCCUACCUCCUGCUCAGCUCAUUACAGGCUGUAUUCAACACCUUGCCACGCUACGACCACGACACUGGUGCCUACAGCUGCAGUGUCUCUGUGUCCCCCCAGACC
Molecule: messenger RNA, 2640 nt
Organism: Hypomesus transpacificus
Lineage: Eukaryota; Metazoa; Chordata; Actinopteri; Osmeriformes; Osmeridae
Product: nuclear pore membrane glycoprotein 210-like
Exons: 20
Cellular component (GO): nuclear pore
Source: RefSeq, a predicted model, not a curated record